GUGGUUUGCCAAGCCUUCAACAAUGCAGCCUUGAUCGUGCACACAGGGGAUCUAGCUACUCGUACAGCGCGCGAUUGGCAUGGACAUGCUUACAAAAAUAAAACUUAACACCGAACAUGCCAUUUUGUUAUCAACUUGUAUAACGCGAAAUAUGUUUUGAAGCUGAUUGAAGUAUAUAUAUUUUUUACAUUUUGGAGCCUCAUACCGGGUUUUGACAUUUGGAGGCCUUUCGCUCUUCGGCAGACCCACUCGGACCCAGAUAAUGGGCACAACCUGGGCAGGAGCGGCCGACCGAUGAUGACACUCUGCUGCACUGUGACCAGCCAUGCUCUCGUCCAAGGCGUUUCUCAGAAGGGGCUCCCCUCUCCGACACUGUGCUUACAUAGGCCAGGAAUACAACCACAUCAUACAAAAGGAAUGAUGGCAUGGACUUGUCUGAACUAUGGCACACCUGCAGGAUAAAGGUGAGGUCCCCCGACAUCUGAUACCAAAAGCAAAACCAAGAUCAAGUAGAUCUACAUUUUAUAAGGAAAAAACAAGUCGAUGAACAACUGAUGGUUUAGCGUCCACACUUUCACCAUGUUGACGAGGUUGCACCAUGGCUGCUGAUUCCCGUAGACUAGUAGACUCUUCGGUGCGGCACUGAGCCCAGUGACCCUAACCCAUGAUGCAGCGUAACGGUGGCGGGGUGGGGGCUGGUGGCCAGCCGUGGGUGCUGCGGCGCGUGCGCCUCACCUGGCUCAGCUUCAUGCUCUUCUUCAUCCUGGUCUUCUUCCCGCUCAUUGCCCACUACUACCUCACCACCAUCGACGAGGCAGGCGGCCCCGACAAGCGCAUCUUCGGCCCUCGGCCCGGCGGUGAGCUGUGCGAAGCCAAGCACGUGCAGGACCUGUGCCGCAUCCGCGAGUCGGUCAGCGAGGAGCUGCUUCAGCUGGAGGCCAAGCGGCAGGAGCUGAACGGGGAGAUCGUCCGACUCAACCUGCGUAUCGAAGCGUGCAAGCGUAGUAUCGACAGUGCCAAGCAGGACCUGCUGCAGUUGAAGAACGUCAUCAGCCAGACGGAGCACUCAUACAAGGAGCUGAUGGCCCAGAACCAGCCCAAGCUCUCGCUUCCCGUGAGGUUAUUACCUGACAAGGAUGACCCAGGACUACCCCCGCCCAAGUCUGCCCACGUCUGCCGCCUGCGCUCCUGCUUCGACUACGCCCGCUGCCCGUUGACCUCUGGCUUCCCUGUGUACGUCUACGACACGGCCUCCUACCCCUGGGGUGAGUCCCUGGACCCACUGGUCAGGCAGGCCUUCGCCACCUCGGUGAAGAGCAGCAUCUACGUGACGGACAACCCCAGCAUCGCCUGUCUGUAUGUGGUGCUGGUGGGGGAGCUGCAGGAGUCUCCUUCCUCCCCCCUCCCGGCCCCCUCAGCGCUGGAGAAGCAGCUGAAGGCUCUGCCGUACUGGAGGUCUGACGGACACAACCAUCUCCUGGUCCACCUUUCCAGGAAGUCCAUGACACAGAACUUCCUGUACAAUGUGAGCACGGGCCGGGCGGCAGUGGCCCAGUCCACCUUUCUUGAACAGCAGUACCGCGAGGGCUUUGACCUGGUGGUGUCCCCACUGGUCCAUGCCCUCUCUGAGCCCAACUUCCUGGAGGUGCCGCCCCAGGUGCCCGUCAAGAGGAAGUACCUGUUUACCUUCCAGGGCGAGAGGGUGGAGUCUCUGAGGAGCAGCCUGCAGGAGGGGCCGCCUCAGUCCUUUGAGGAGGAGAUGGAGGGAGACCCGCCAGCCGACUACGACGAUCGCAUCAUCGGAACGCUUAAGGCAGUGCAGGACAGCCGCCUGGACCGGGUGCUGGUGGAGUUCACCUGUAAGAGCCCGCAGCCCAGCCUGCCCACAGAGUGGGCCCUGUGUGGGGAGAGGGAGGAGCGGCUAGAGGUCCUUAAGGCCUCCACCUUUGCCUUGGUCAUCUCCCCCGGGGACGGUCAACUGAUGGCCUCAGCGGGCAAUGGCAUGAGGCUGUUUGAGGCCCUGGAGGUGGGGGCCAUCCCUGUGGUACUGGGGGACCAUGCCAAGCUGCCCUACCAUCAGCUGGUCCACUGGAGCGAGGCGGCCAUUAUGGUGCCCAAGCCCCGCAUCACCGAGCUGCACUUCCUGCUACGCAGCCUAUCAGACAAUGACCUGCUGGCCAUGCGGCGACAGGGCCGCUUCCUGUGGGAAACCUACUUCUCUACCUCAGAGAACGUCCUGGGCACAAUUCUGGCUAGCGUCCGGACCCGCAUCCAGGUGCCCCCAGCGCCCAUCCACGAGGAGCCCGCCCAGGAGAUCCCCCACAAGGCGGGCAAGAUGGCGGGCACGGAUGCUAACAUGGGCGACAAUGGCGACCUGGACCUGGGUCCCGUGGAGACGGAGCCACCCUACGCCUCACCACGCUUCCUUCGAAACUUCACCUACACAGCAUCCGACACCUACCAGACCUGGAACCGCGCCCCGGGGCCUUUCCACCUCUUCCCUCACACGCCGCUGGACCCGGUGCUGCCCUCGGAGGCCAAGUUCCUGGGUUCGGGCACGGGCUUCCGCCCCAUUGGCAGUGGCACGGGUGGCUCGGGGAAGGAGUUUCAGGCAGCGCUGGGUGGGAAUGUGCCCCGGGAGCAAUUCACCGUGGUCAUGCUGACCUAUGAGAGGGAGGAGGUUCUGAUGAACUCCCUGGAGAGGCUCAACGGGCUGCCUUACCUCAACAAGGUGGUGGUGGUGUGGAACUCCCCCAAGCCUCCUUCAGAUGACCUGCUGUGGCCAGACAUCGGCCUGCCCAUCGUGGUGGUGCGCACGGAGAAGAACAGCCUCAACAACCGGUUCCUGCCCUGGGACGUCGUGGAGACAGAAGCCAUCUUGUCCAUCGACGACGACGCCCACCUCCGCCACGACGAGAUCAUGUUCGGGUUCAGAGUGUGGAGGGAGGCCAGGGACCGCAUCGUGGGCUUCCCUGGGAGGUUCCAUGCCUGGGACGUCAACCACCAGUCAUGGCUCUAUAACUCGAACUACUCCUGUGAACUGUCCAUGGUACUGACGGGCGCCGCCUUCUUUCACAAGUACUACGCGUACCUGUACUCGUACGUGAUGCCCCAGGCCAUCCGCGACAUGGUGGAUGAGUACAUCAACUGUGAGGACAUCGCCAUGAACUUCCUGGUGUCGCAUAUCACCCGCAAGCCCCCUAUCAAGGUGACGUCUCGUUGGACCUUCCGCUGCCCCGGCUGCCCGCAGGCCCUGUCGCAUGACGACUCUCACUUCCACGAGCGCCACAAGUGCAUCAACUUCUUUGUCAAGGUGUACGGCUACAUGCCCUUACUCUACACGCAGUUCCGCGUGGACUCUGUGCUCUUCAAGACGCGUCUGCCCCACGACAAGACUAAGUGCUUCAAGUUCAUCUAGCCCAGUGCUAUGGCCCCGCUAAGAACGUUGGGCAGAACAGAGCUAGAGACUGAGGAACUCAGGCAGGACGGAAGAGAGAGCAGACAGGACUGGUUCUGAGAAAGAGGGAGGUUUUGGGAUGAGGGCUUAAACCCAGGAAUGGAUCUAGGAUGAAUGAGACAGACCACACCUUCACUGGAAGCUGAGAAGAACCUCUGCCAAUCAUUUCUUUUAACGUAAUUGUAUUCUUCAUCAUGUCGUUCAUGUGUGUUACAUCAUCAACUACUACAGAUUUCAUUUGGCUUGUUAUGGGCCUGCAGAGAGAAAGAGGAGAGGACGCUGGCAACACUGCCUGUCCAAGGACAGUGACUUAACUUGACUCUGCAAGACAAACUCAAACUGGCAUUGUAAACGGACUGGUUUUAAACUGACACAGGGAGAGAAUGAGACAGUGGACUGUCACGUGGGCCAGCCCUGAGCUCCUGAAUUACUAGCUAGACAACGGACUGGUUUUAAACUGACACAGGGAGAGAAUGAGACAGUGGACUGUCACGUGGGCCAGCCCUGAGCUCCUGAAUUGCUAGCUAGACAACGGACUGGUUUUAAACUGACACAGGGAGAGAAUGAGACAGUGGACUGUCACGUGGGCCAGCCCUGAGCUCCUGAAUUGCUAGCUAGACAACGGACUGGUUUUAAACUGACACAGGGAGAGAAUGAGACAGUGGACUGUCACGUGGGCCAACCCUGAGCUCCUGAAUUGCUAGCUAGACAACGGACUGGUUUUAAACUGACACAGGGAGAGAAUGAGACAGUGGACUGUCACGUGGGCCAGCCCUGAGCUCCUGAAUUGCUAGCUAGACAUUUCACCCUUUGAGAGAGAAACAAAGGCAUACCAUUUGUCAUUGCACAAAUUGUUUUGUUUUUUGUCGUUUAUUUUAUAUUUGUAAACUAAUUUGACAUGUAUUUACUCUACUCUUGUAUAUGAAACCGUGAGAGAAGCACUGAAGGUCGCAGAAGUAUUCUAUUCAAUGAUCUUUUUUCCAUGGUGUUUAGUAGUGUAAAUCUCCAUGUGGGAUGGUCAGUCAUCACCAGAACCUCUUGUUAUUAGCUGACCCAUAGAAUCACUAGAACGGGUAAAGGUCCUCAGACCAUGUCAAUUUCACAGUAUAUUAUAUUUCUAUGGGCAGACCUAAACUAAGCUAGAAAGUGGUCUUUGUCAUUCUGUCUUUAAAUGACCUCAGAUGGAGACUACAGGACCAUUAUGCCACAAGUUUACCAGAAAAAAUCUGUAAAAUAUUCAUAGGAAACUGUAUUAGUUGGAAUCCCAUUACCUAACACAUUCAUUAAGCCUACAGCAGACUACAUUGGUGUAAAGUCAGACCUUGGCUUUUUUCUGACUUUUUGGAUGUUAGUGAUAUUGGUCUACCAAUGGUUAUUGUUAAAUGUCUGAGUAGUCCUAAUUAAGUGUUCAGUAAUGGAGUAGGGUGACGUUGCCCCUAGAUGCCUAUCUUGGGUCAGUUUUUAAUUUCUCCCACUAAUGGUUAAUGUUAGGAUUGGGGAGGGGAAUCUGAUUCCAGAUCUGGACUUAGGGGAAACUUCCCGCAGGAGCAUCAAUUGUACAAGGAAUUGAAAAAUAAGCUUAUUUCGGCUCUGAAGAUGUUUUGGUGUUUCUGUCUCUCAUCAUCAUGGUCCAAUCAUGUCGAAGGUUACAGUUUCAUUCAGUUUGAACCUUCAAAAGGAGCUUCUUCUCUGUACAGCGUCUCCAUGUCGGUCCCUCAAGUUUCAUUUCAUAACGAUUUCAUGCUCAAUUAAUGUUUUUUUUUUGCCAAAUAGGUACGAUGUUAUAUGCUGAAAAACAGCACAAUGUUUUGUAAAGUGCACAAUGCAGUCUGGUACCCCCCCCCGUUAGACGGUACUCUUCCACCUUGGCCACCCCCAUCCCCCCCAAAAAUAGGUCCCUCGGCUAUGAAAAUGGCAGCGCCCGCCCUUGUACUAUGCAGCCCUUAUUACUUAAUGUACUUUGACCUUUCCUGGCUUCAUUCCAUUCAUUUGACUGGAUGAUAUAAACUAACAAUGCAUCCUUUAUUUCAGAUGAUUCAGAAGAGAUGACAACACUGUUGAUCAGAAAAUAGGAUUGGUCUUACUCUGGGAGGCUACUUUUCUAGAACUCAACAUUAUCGCCCCACAUAUACUUUCUGUAUAUUUAUUUAAUUGAAUAUAUUAAAUGGAUCUUCUAAGGCUUGCUUCUAAAGGGGUUUGUGAAUAGAAAUGACUGCAAUAAAAUGGAAUGUGAUCUUGGUCAUUAGCUCUCAGACAACGGAACCUGCUCCCCUGACUGACCCGGCAUUACAACACUAACUAACGAAAACCAAAUCAAGUGUUAUUUGUGACAUGCUUUGUAAAGAACUGGUGUAGUCUAACAGUGAAAUGCUUACUUACCCUUCCCAACAAUGUAGAGAGAACGAUAAUAACACAAGGAAUAAAUCCACAAUGAGUAAAGAUAACUUGGCUUUAUACACGGGGCACCAGUACGGAGUCGAUGUGCAGGGGAACGAGGUAAUUCAGGUAGAUAUGUACAUAUAGGUAGGGGUUAAGUGACUUGGCAAUAGGAUAGAUAAUAAGCACUAGCAGUAGUGUAUGUGAUGAGUCAAGAGUUGAUGCAUAAGGGGGUCAGUGCAGAUAGUUUGGGUAGCUAUUUGGUUCACUAUUUAGCAAUCUUAAGGUUUGGGGGUAGAAGCUGUUCAGGGUUCUAUUGGUUUCAGACUUGGUGCAUAGGUACCGCUUGUCUAUGACUUGGGUGGCUGGAGUCUGACAAUUUUUUAGGGCCUUUCUCUGACACCACCUGUUAUUGAAGUCUGGGAUGGCAGGAAGUUCAGCCCCAGUGAUAUACUGGGCCUCACGCAAUGUAGCGCCUUGCGGUAUGAUGCAGCCAGUCAAGAUGGUGCAGCUGUAGAACUUCAUGAGGAUCCGAGGGCCCAUGCCAAAUCUUUUCAUCCUCCUGAGGGGGAAGAGGUGUUGUCAUGCCUUCUUCACGACUGUGUUGGUGUGUUUGGACCAUGUUAAUUCCUUAGUGAUGUGGAUGCCGAGGAACGAGACACUCUCAACCCGCUUCACUACAGCCGAGUGCUACGGGUCGAUAGUGAUUUAGACGGGUUACCUUGGCAUUCUUGGACACAGGGUCUAUGGUGGUCUGCUUGAAACAUGUAGGUAUUACAGACUGGGUCCUGGAGAGGUUGAAAAUGUUUGAAGACACUUGCCAGCUGAUCAGAGCAUGCUCUUUGUUCCUGUCCUGUGAACCCAUCUGACCCCGCGGUGAAUGUUAAUCUGUUUUAAAGGUCUUACUCACAUCGGCUAUGGCGAGCGAAAUCAAACAGUCGUCCAGAACAGCUGGUGCUCUCGUGCAUUCCUCUAGGCGAGCAUUUCGCUCGUCUGGUAGACUUCCGUCACUAGGCAGCUCAUGAAUGGGUUUCCCUUUGUAAUCCUUGAUCGUUUGCAAGCUCUGCCACAUCUGAGUGUCAGAACCGGUGUUGUAGGAUUAGAUUUUAGUCUGUAUUGAGGCUUUGCCUGGUUGACGGCUCGUCAGAGGUCGUAGUGGGAUUUCUUAUAAGUGUCAGGAUUAGUGUCCCUGCUCCUUGAAAGCGGUAGCUCGAUGUGGCAUUGACUGCACGUCGUAAAAGUUGCCCUAAAAUGCAGACCUGGGAUCAGCUCUAGCCUGCACCAAUCUUAACCGGAUCCUUUGACAGGUGAAAAGCAAAACUGAUCUGAGAUCAGGACUUUGAGACAACAGUCUGGGUGAAUGUGCUCAGUUAAACCGGUUUUAUUACUCUGGGUCAAUCCAUUUGCAAUAAGGUGCAGUAGCUUCAGUUUGAGCUCCAGAUUUUGCCUGCAUAAUUACCUGGCUGACAGACUUCUGACAUUUCCUGCGGCAGGGAGGGGUCUGGUCGGGUGACGUCUCGCACAGUGCUUUGAAAGUCCCACCGCCAUCCUUCCCCUUUCAGUUUUCUUCGGGGCCAGUGGCACAGGAGGUUUUGCCGUGGCAACAAGCGAGGAAAGAGGGCCAGGAAAAAGCCGAAACUCGUUCCUGUAGCCAGGUGUUUACGUGUUCUGAAACGGUGCUCCUGUGACUGUCCCUCACCCAACCCUGGGUCUUGUUCAUUAUACACCAAACAGACUGAAGCAGAGGGAAUAUAUGGAUUUAGUCCAAUGAGAAAGGCUUGUUUUAAUUGAGUUUUAAUUUACAACACUAAAGCUGUUUGCUUGUGUUCGCUAAUGAAUAUGGCCCUGGACUAGCACCUGCAACUACUACUGCCAGCCCUGUUCUGUACCAGACUGACCAAUGAUGACAGGGUAAAAUAAACCAUUGAAGGCCAAACAUGGAAUUAAAGUUGGUUAAAAACAUG
Messenger RNA from Oncorhynchus mykiss (rainbow trout), 7797 nucleotides. RefSeq names its product exostosin-like 3. Gene Ontology annotation, cellular component: membrane. Lineage: Eukaryota; Metazoa; Chordata; Actinopteri; Salmoniformes; Salmonidae. The record is from RefSeq and is a predicted model, not a curated record. Gene Ontology annotation, molecular function: glycosyltransferase activity.